Aplysia californica (California sea hare) is the source of this 6858-nucleotide messenger RNA. RefSeq names its product kinesin heavy chain 1 (gene KHC1). The transcript is spliced from 24 exons. The record is from RefSeq and is a predicted model, not a curated record. The coding region runs from base 393 to 3332 and encodes 979 amino acids. Gene Ontology annotation, molecular function: ATP binding; microtubule binding; microtubule motor activity. Gene Ontology annotation, biological process: mitotic spindle organization; microtubule-based movement. Lineage: Eukaryota; Metazoa; Mollusca; Gastropoda; Aplysiida; Aplysiidae.
GAUGACGUCAUUAAAUUCCCACAAUUCACAGGGAGCAAUGGCUGCCUUGUCCGAUCAAUAGUGUAGUCUGCUUGCUCUUGAAUGGAUCUUUGUCGACAAAGUCCGUGAUAUACUCCAUUUGAACUAAGUAUAGUGAUAAAGGGUGCACAUUUGAAAGCUUAUAGUUCUUUGCUGUUGUUUUAAGGGAGUAUUCGGAACAAUACGGCUGAAGUUAUUGCGUUCCAGAUCAAACCUCUAUGUCGGCGCAGCGCUUCCUGUUUUUCUGAGCAGUUGGAGCUCUGCCUGUGUUUAGCAAGCUCGCAGUGACAUCAUCUAUUAAUGCCACUGUAGGGCUGUUUGUAUUUCAGACACCAAUAUCUUCCUUGGAUUUGGUGAAAAGACAAUAAACAACCAUGGCGGGGGAAAACGAAUGCAACAUCAAAGUCAUAUGCCGUGUUCGGCCUCUGAAUCAGUCAGAGGAGAGGACUGGCAGCAAGUUUGUUCUCAAAUUUCCCUCAGAGGAGUCCAUUGGUAUCGGGGGUAAAAUUUUUAUGUAUGACAAAGUGCUAAAACCAACUGUCACUCAGGAGUAUGUGUACAAUGUAACAGCAAAGCCCAUCGUAGCUGAUGUCCUUGGUGGCUACAAUGGCACCAUUUUUGCAUAUGGUCAGACAUCCAGUGGUAAAACCCAUACCAUGGAGGGUGUCAUGGGAAAUGACCAUUUACAAGGAAUCAUCCCCAGAAUUGUACAGGACAUAUUUAACUAUAUCUAUGGCAUGGAUGAGAACUUGGAAUUCCAUAUCAAGGUGUCUUACUUUGAGAUCUACAUGGACAAAAUCAGAGAUUUACUUGACGUGACCAAGACCAAUUUAUCGGUGCAUGAAGACAAAAAUAGGGUCCCAUAUGUGAAGGGUUGCACAGAGAGGUUUGUGUCUAGUCCUGAAGAAGUGAUGGAAGUGAUCGAUGAAGGAAAAGCUAACAGACACGUGGCAGUGACAAACAUGAACGAGCACAGCUCAAGAAGUCACAGUGUGUUUCUCAUCCAUGUAAAGCAGGAAAAUGUAGAAAAUGAGAAGAAAUUGCAUGGAAAAUUGUAUCUAGUCGAUUUGGCAGGUAGUGAAAAGGUUAGUAAAACUGGAGCAGAAGGAUCUGUGUUGGAUGAGGCCAAGAACAUCAACAAGUCUCUUUCAGCUCUUGGCAAUGUCAUUUCAGCCCUGGCAGAUGGAAAUAAAUCCCACGUCCCCUACAGAGACAGUAAACUGACCAGAAUAUUGCAGGAGAGUUUAGGAGGUAACGCAAGAACCACCAUGGUCAUCUGCUGCUCCCCUGCCUCGUACAAUGACACCGAGACCAAGUCAACACUGAUGUUUGGUCAAAGAGCCAAGACGAUCAAGAAUGUUGUGACUGUGAAUGAAGAGCUGACAGCAGAGGAAUGGAAGAGACGCUAUGAGAGGGAAAAGGAAAAGAACAACAAGAUGAAACUCAUCAUCCUCAAGCUGGAGGCUGAGCUGCAAUCAUGGAGAAAUGGUAAAGCUGUGCCCGUGGAGGAGCAGGUUGAUGUGAAAACUGCAGCUAUGGAGUCAGAGCCUCCAAGUCAGGGUCAGACAGGCCAGGUGGCCAACCAGACUGCCAUGCAGUCCAGUUUCAUUGGCAUGGUCAGUGGUGGGGUCAGUGCCAUCCCUGAGGCUGAAAAGGCUCAGAUGGAGGAGGAGAAGAUGAAACUGUACCAGCAGCUGGAUGAUAAGGAUGAUGAAAUCAACAACCAAGGUCAGUUGAUUGAGAAGCUGAAGGAACAGAUGCUGGAGCAAGAGGAUCUGAUCACCAACUCUCGCCGUGACUACGAGAACUCCCAGGCCGAGAUGGGUCGCAUCCAGGCAGACAACGAAUCUGCCAAGGAGGAGGUGAAGGAAGUGCUCCAGGCCCUGGAGGAGCUGGCCAUGAACUAUGACCAGAAAUCCCAGGAGGUGGACAACAAGAACAGGGACAUCGAGGCUCUCAACGAAGAGAUCAGCCAGAAGACUGUCAAGAUCAACACCAUUCAGACAGAGCUGGACUCACUGCGGGAUACAUCCACGCACCAGAAGAAGAGAGUUGUGGAAAUGAUGUCAAGUUUACUCAAAGACCUCGGUGACAUUGGAAGUGUCAUUGGAGGCAAUGCUGCUGAAAAUAAGCCAAACAGUGGUGCUAGUGAGAAGCUUGAGGAGGAGUUCACUGUGGCUCGCCUCUACAUCAGCAAGAUGAAAUCUGAGGUGAAAACACUGGCCACCCGCGCUGCCAACCUGGAGACUAACCAGUCUGAAAACAACAAGAAGCUGGAAGAUGCUAAUACUGAGCUGUCUGAUUGCCAGCUCAAGAUCCAACAGUAUGAAGCAAAGAUGGCUACUCUGAGUGAAACCAUCAAGGAUGUGGAAAGCAAACGGCGCAAGUUGGAGGAAAAUGUUGAUUCUCUCACUGAGGAGGUGGCUAGGUUCAAGGCUAAUGAAACUAUGCAUGCUACAGUGACACAGAAAGCCCAGGAGACCUCUGAUAAGCUCCAGUCUGAGAUCCAGAUGAAGGAAGCUCUGGAGAAACAGAUGCAGAGCCACAGAGACCAACACCAGAAACAGCUGUCGAACCUGAGGGAAGAAAUCUCAGAUAAACAGACUCUCAUUGAUGAACUGAAAGAAACCAACCAGAAGCUGACACUUGCUCUGGACAAGAUGCAGACAGACUAUGAGAAGCUCAAGUCUGAGGAGGCGGAGAAGGCCAACAAGCUGUCUGAGCUGACCCUGCAGAUGGACAAGCGUGAGCAGGCCAAGGAGGACCUGAAGGGCCUGGAGGAGACGGUGGCCAAGGAGCUGCAGACUCUGCACAACCUCAGGAAACUUUUUGUACAGGACCUGCAGAACAGGGUCAAAAAGGCUGCUAACAAGAAAGAGGAGGAGGAAGAUGAAGAAGCUGGGGGUAAUGUGGCCCAGAAGCAGAAGAUCUCCUUCUUGGAAAAUAACCUUGAGCAGCUGACUAAAGUACAUAAGCAGCUUGUACGCGACAAUGCUGAUCUCCGUUGUGAGCUUCCAAAAUUGGAGAAGAGACUGAGAGCCACCAUGGACCGUGUGAAGUCUCUAGAGACUGCACUGAAAGAAGCAAAGGAAGGAGCCAUGAGGGAUAGAAAGAGGUACCAGAUGGAGGUUGACAGAAUCAAGGAAGCUGUCAGGCAGAGAAAUCUGGCUCGUAGAGGACACGCCCCCCAGAUUGCCAAACCCAUCCGGCCCGGCCAGCACCCAGGUGGCCCUCCUGCCCAAAGCACAGGCAUCCGAGGAGGUGGUACAGCCAUCCCAGCCAACGGACCAGCAGCUGUCAAAGAUUUUGCAUAAAAGACACAAGUGGAGGAGCGUCUUCUUCAUGGUUCUACACAAGACUACAGUAACCAUCCAUCAGCGGUCAUCUACUCUAGGCCGGUUUCCUCACCUAGCAUUCCGCUUAUGGCUAGUGUCUCCAUUCUACAUUUCAUGAUAUCACUUGCUCAUAAUACCAGCGUCCAAUGUUUUUCAUAGACUUUCCUGAGCAUGCUUGAAGCUAAUAUUUUGUUAAUGAGUGGAUACAUUGUUUUACUUUUUUCUUUAUUAAAAAGAAACAACCCUCCUGUGUAUCUGCAUUCCCAGGGAUUUUUUUUUUUCUCUUUUAAGUUAGAAUGGUACACUGGAAUUUUACAGCCACAACUUUGCUUCUAUGUGAUUUUUUUUUCUUUCUAGUAGCAGUUUUACAGCUGGGAGCAUCAUGCAAAUCUACACAUUCCUGUGUACCUGUCUGAUUUUGUCGUUCAUAAUGUUGUGAUAUUUAAUCUUUCUGACAGUUUCCAAAACACUAGAGUCUAGACAAUUAUUUCUGGAAACAGAACAAAAAUCGCAAAAUGUGAUUUUGUUUUUUGAAUGUUCUCAGUUGUUGUUGUGAAGAUCAUAAGAAGAACUGUGGUUUCCUGUUUGUGUUGGGGACUUUGGGGGCUGAUCAGUGCCAGUAUGAAGGUUUACAGAUCAGUGCAAAUUUGGAGGAUUAGGUUAACACAUUCAUGUGUGUGUCAGUUUGCAUGAUGUUCACAUUUUGUAGCUAUUUGUUUUUCUCUUGGAUAGCAAAGGGGAAUGUAAUGGUGUACUUUUGUAUGCUGUGAAGUGUGGCAGGUGUUAUGGUUUUUUUUUUACAAACACAAUAUGCCACAAUUCGUUUGUGAUCUUUAAAGAGCUUUUUUGUUCUGUGAGCUUUAUUUCAAAGGAGAUUCUGUCCAUGCCUGGUGAACAGCAACUGUUACUUUAGCAAGAAUAUGGAGAGAAACCGUACCAGGACUGACUUGUGCCUCUUUGCCUCCCUGUCUGUUCUCUCAUCACUUUUACUGUAUCCUCUUGUGGGAAACUUCUGGUACAGUGCCAUUGAUGGACAUUCCAUUUUAGUUAUGUUUGUUGCAGGUAGAUUUUAAAAAGUUAUCCUUUUAAUAAAGAGGCAAAAGGAAUGUGCUUGAUGCUUCCUCUUUUGCUGAUCAGAAAUCCUAAUGUUUACAUGUGAUAAAAAAUGAGCAUCAUGUAUGUGUUUGCAUAUUCCUAUUUCCUAGUUCUUGUCAUGGGUUGUCCCCUUCCUUCCCUUCUCUUUUUCUCCUCAUCCUCCGUAUACCCCGCCUCUUCCCAUUCCACUUCCUUCCCUAAAAAGAUAAUCUUUUGUGGUAGUUCUCAUGUUGCUUUUCACCAGACAUUGGCAGGUCCUGCCUUGAACUUAGAAAUGCACGGAGCAGUUGCUUGCCAUGGAUUUCAGAGAUUAUUAGUGAUAUUCUUUUGUUUCAGAGUUGCCCUUGUUGGGGUCGUUGUAAAUUUCAUUCUAGGUUAUCUCUGAUGGUUUUUGUAUUUCCUGUGGCUUUGAAGUGCAAUAUGUCAUUAUGACAGACUAGCAACUCUGGGGUUUUAUUUUGUUUUUUCCAUAGACAUAUCAGCCUUUGUUUUCCCCCUUUUUUUUACUUUUAGAUUAGACGUUCAUGACCUAGACUACUCAUUGAAUCUUGUCUAACAUUCUUUUGCUGACAAACAAAUCUAUAGCAAUACUGUAUGAUGUAGUGUCUUCUAAUAACAGUGUUCAUAGAUUAUUGUUUUCUGUCUCAUUCGUCAUGUAUUCCAAAUUUUUCAGCUGUUCUCAUUGUACUUUUAUUGUAGUCUUUGAAAGUUGGCAGAGGCUUCAUGUGUGGGUUAGUCAUCGCCUCUUGUGAAUUAUUAUGCGAGUUUGUUGGUCUUCCCUCUUGCUUUUUCUUUCACAAAACUUGGUGCUGAUAUGUGUCAUGUCAAAGACUGGAGCAAAUUUCUCAAAUAAAAUAAGGACAUUGUUUCGAUCAUUUCGCUCAGCCCAAGUAAAGGGAAGCUUUUAUAGGGGAAGCAGACAAUAUUGCUCUUGUGUAUAUGGAAAGCAUUUCUAUGUGACCUAUCUGCAGUUGUAGCAGACAUUGACAAUUUUAUAUUUUGUAUGUCGUCAUUUCCCCCCAGAGUUUUUGGUUUCAUAAAGGAUGUUGCAUAGGAUAUAUUUAAACAUUCUCAGUUCAGUUGAGAAGGAUUUUUUGGUCUGUCAUUACUCGCUGUUUCCUGUAUUCUUUUGUGAUGACUCCUUGUGUGAUAGAUUUGAGUAUAGUAAAUGCCAGGUGCUUUUGUGUCCUUACUGGUGAGGAUUUUAUUGUAAAGAAAAUAAUACUGAACAAUUCUACAGCUAGCUUACUAGCUCUGCCUUUGUAUGCAAGUCAGUCACUACAAUGUUCACCUAAUUUACCCAUGUAAAGUCAAAUUUGUUUGUCACAAAAAUGUUAUCUGUGCGCAGAUUCCAAAAUGAGUCGAUGUUAUUCAGAGUACUGCUUUUACUGUGUGCUUGGAAAUUUGUUCUGACAUGCAAUUAAUGUUGGUUAAGUGGUUGUAUUACCGGUUAAAAACUUUUGUUUUUAAAUUCAGAAACUUACAUGUCAAGAUGAAAGUAUGUGUAACUAUAACUUUUUAGGACUGACACUCUCAAGCUUUUACUGACUUGUAAUUAUCGUAUGGAUAGAGGAUGUAUAAACUGUUACCUUGUAUGAUAAUUUAUUUUCCUUGUAAAUUUCGUAGUGUUUUUUUUUUCUCUCUCCUCUUGUGACACCUUUCAACAAUUUGUCAUUUUGUUUUCUUCUUACGUAAAAGACGAUACUAUAUUUGUAUUUUUAUUGCUUUACUAUUCCCCAGCCGUAUUUAAUGGAUUAUGUAUGAUGCCAUUAACGUCUUUCCUCACAGCGAUAUUCAUUUAUUGCUUUGACCCACUGGAUUAUAUUUGUGCAAUUUUAUUUCUUUCUGAACCAAUAUAUCCUUAUAAAACAGUAAAUUAGGUUACUCAUAUAAAGAUUGAUAGACUUCUGCAUGCUUGAAAGGCUGUUUACAUGUGGAUUUUUCAGUCCUGCUUUGUCCACCUGUUUUCUGUGAGAGAUUACACACAAUUCAUAUUGCACUAUUACUAUUUUUUAGUCUUGUUGUACAGAAUAACACAUGGAUAUGGGACCAGCUCUUUCUUUCCUAUGAUUGAUUGGGCUGCAAAACUUAUUAUUAGGGGUUCCAAACAUCUCAGCCUACUUUAACUAAUGAAUUUGACAGGUUGUGGAGAACUACUCCAUGCUUCUCUUUCUCUGCCUUUUCUAUCUUGUGUGCUUUGCUAGGAAUACUUGAUCUAAUGUUCUUGAUGUACAUUGUCUUCAAGCUUUGUCAUAAGAAGUGUACUGCUCAUAGGUUUAUGUGAUUGGCAGUUUUGUUAUUUUAAUUGCCUUUUUUUUUUUUGUGUGUGGUAGUUAUUAAGGCAUUUGUGUUUCAAACGCUUGUUUUGUGGCACAAUAAAAUGGACACAAUGAUUUAAAAAACCCUGAAA